UUAUCAGGCGCUUCUUCAAUUGGAGUAUGCUAUGGAAUGGUGGCCAACAACUUGCCACCACCAAGAGAAGUAAUUGACAUGUACACAUCGAAUCAAAUCGGACGAAUGAGACUCUACGAUCCAAACCUAGAAGCAUUCGAAGCCCUUCGCAAUACUGCCAUCGAAGUCCUAGUUGGAGUUAGGAAUGAGGAUCUUCAACAACUUGCAAACUCCUACUCUGCUGCUCAGAACUGGAUAGCAACAUACAUAACACCUUAUUCGCACCAAAUCCAAUUUCGAUACAUAGCUGUUGGCAAUGAGGUCAUUCCAGGAGACUCUGCCCAGUAUGUCCUCCCAGCAAUGAAAAACUUGCAAAAUGCUUUGGGCAAUAGAUGCAUCAAGGUCAGCACUUCAAUUGCAACAUCAGUCUUGGGUGUAUCUUACCCUCCCUCAGCUGGAGCCUUUUCUCAAGACACCAUGGAGUACAUGGUACCUAUUGCUCGAUACCUCAAUAGCAUUGGUGCACCCUUAUUAGCCAAUGUGUACCCUUAUUUUGCCUACAUUGGAGACACAAUUGACAUUUCACUGCCUUAUGCAUUGUUCGUUUCUGGGAAGGUCGUGACAGACGGUCGUCUAAGUUAUGAUAACCUGUUUGACUCCAUGGUGGAUGCAUUACAUGCAGCACUGGGGAAAGCAGGGGCGCCCCAAGUCCAAGUCGUGGUGUCCGAGACAGGCUGGCCCUCCCAUGGGAAUGGGAUGGUGACAACACCGGCCAAUGCACAAAUAUACAAUUCGAACCUAAUAAGCCACGUCUUAUCGUCCCGUGGAACACCAAGGCGGCCGGGGAACUCCACCGAGACUUACUUGUUUUCCAUGUUUAAUGAGAACAUGAAGCCUGGUGCAGCAGUGGAGCAACACUGGGGUCUCUUUCAUCCCAACAAGUGGCCCGUUUAUCCAAUCAGUUUCCUGUGAACAAAAAUUAAAGAACAAAGCAUGGUUUCAGUAAUUUAUGUGGUUAUACAGUUAGGAUUUGUUAUUUAUUUUCAUAAUUAGGAUGUAAUUUGUCUCUAAACAUUGCAACAUUAUUAGAUUUCUUGUCA
Prunus dulcis (almond) is the source of this 1079-nucleotide messenger RNA. RefSeq names its product glucan endo-1,3-beta-glucosidase-like. Gene Ontology annotation, molecular function: hydrolase activity, hydrolyzing O-glycosyl compounds. The annotation marks the transcript as partial. NCBI's taxonomy places the organism in Eukaryota, Viridiplantae, Streptophyta, Magnoliopsida, Rosales, Rosaceae. The transcript has a single exon. Gene Ontology annotation, cellular component: plasma membrane. Gene Ontology annotation, biological process: carbohydrate metabolic process. The record is from RefSeq and is a predicted model, not a curated record.